CCAGCGGUAGGGAAUGUAUCAUUCACAGAGAUAGUCUUACCGAAUAGAGUGGUCAUAUUUUCGCUGAAACAAAAUGAAAUUCAUCUUCGCUUUCCUCGCUCUGCUGUCGAUCGCCCUGGCGCAGAAUUGCGUCCGGGACGAUUCCAACGGACAGCCGCAAUGCAAUGCCGAGGAGAUGACGCAACGCUUCUGGCGUAACAACUGGGAUCCCACCGCGUACUGGGAUUGUGAAACGGCCAACACCCCGGCCACGGCCCGCCGCUGCCCGACGGAGGGAAUGUUCGACUCCGCCACGCUGACCUGCAUCAACUGGAGCGAGUGGGUCUGGACGGAGACCUGCAAGCCCCCAAGCAUGCUUUAAAGUGUGGAA
Ochlerotatus camptorhynchus is the source of this 370-nucleotide messenger RNA. RefSeq lists its product as uncharacterized. Bases 74 to 361 code for a protein of 95 amino acids. NCBI's taxonomy places the organism in Eukaryota, Metazoa, Arthropoda, Insecta, Diptera, Culicidae. The record is from RefSeq and is a predicted model, not a curated record. The transcript is spliced from 2 exons. Gene Ontology annotation, molecular function: chitin binding.